This is a messenger RNA of Nerophis lumbriciformis (worm pipefish), 1062 nucleotides long. The record is from RefSeq and is a predicted model, not a curated record. NCBI's taxonomy places the organism in Eukaryota, Metazoa, Chordata, Actinopteri, Syngnathiformes, Syngnathidae.
AGAACUGUUACAGUGGAGCACUACAAGGCGGCAAUGUUACUAAGCGGUGUAGGUGACGCUCUUGGCUACAGAAACCAGAAGUGGGAGUACAAUGAGUCCGGACCAGACAUUCACAAGGAGCUGGAGGAGCUUGGCGGUCUGAAGAACAUCAAGGUGGAGCUCCCAGAUUGGCCCGUGAGCGAUGACACCGUCCUGCAUCUAGCCACAGCAGAGGGACUUGCCACAGGCAAAAAGGGAGAGGAGCUUCUUCACGAGGUGGCUGCUCGUUAUGUGGAGGCCAUGAAAGACAUGGAAGGGAGGAAACCAGGACCCUCAAGCAUUCUAGGGGUGUCGCAAUUGAGACCCGGGGAGGAAGAAGGCUUCAGAGUUCCUUACAAUCCGGAUGCGACCGGCUGCGGCGCCGCCAUGAGAUCCAUGUGCAUCGGGCUGAGAUACCCCAAACCUGAUCAGCUAUUAUCCCUGGUGGCAGUCGCCGUGGAGACAGGCAGAAUGACCCAUCCCCACCCAACGGGUUUCCUAGGGGCGGUGGCGUCGGCCCUGUUUGUCGCGUACGCUGCUCAACGGAGGCCCGUCACCACGUGGGGCGUGGGCUUGCUUAACGAGGCGUGCCCCGUGGCCAGGAAUUUCGUGCAGGGGCGGGGCUUCGCUGUGGAGGAGACAGAGCGAGACUGGAGCUACUUUUGCGAUAAGUGGCAGUGGUACCUGGAUUUGAGGGGCAUUUCAAACGGGGUGGGUCCCGCCAAUUGGCCUGAAUCUUACGGGCCUGCCGAGAGAGAUCAAUCGUACAAGAGCUUCAGCCUGGCAGGUUGGGCCGGGAGGAGCGGUCACGACGCGCCCAUGAUCGCGUUGGACGCGCUACUGUCGGCCGGCGCCAACUGGGAGGACCUCAUGAGUAGGGCGGCCUUCCACGGAGGUGACAGUGACAGCACGGCAGUCAUCGCCUGCUGCUGCUGGGGUCUCCUCCACGGCACCCGGAGCGUCCCCUUAGGAAACUACGAGCGCCUGGAGUACCGCCAGCGACUGGAGCGCAGCGGUGAGCUGCUCUACGCGUUGGCGCACUGA